CUUAAUAUUUGGUCCACAUCCUGGUAUCUAGGGUUGGCCUUUUCUCCGGAGAUCACGAUGCGGUUCAAGCAGACGGGAUAUGAACGAUCGGAACAGCGGUUUGCUCCAGAGUCCGCGAUGGCCUGAUUGUGAACUGUCUCAGCGACUACGUGGUCCCGCUAUAUACGCCCACUUUUAAAUGCUUCCGGCUCCGCUGCCGCCUCCGACCGACCAACGCCGUACCCUCCCAAGUUCCUCGUCCGACGUUCCUACCGCCAACGCCGCAGCUGGGAGAGCCGAGGAGCGUACCGACGUAUCCCCCUGUGCUGCCCCAGGUCCACUCGGUCGCCCAACCGCCUGCUAUCGCCGGUCCGAGCAAUCCAGCGCAGGGACAGGGAAGACAUGACAUUGUCGGGCAG
This is a messenger RNA of Laetiporus sulphureus 93-53, 398 nucleotides long. RefSeq lists its product as uncharacterized. NCBI's taxonomy places the organism in Eukaryota, Fungi, Basidiomycota, Agaricomycetes, Polyporales, Laetiporaceae. The coding region runs from base 179 to 385 and encodes 68 amino acids. The record is from RefSeq and is a predicted model, not a curated record. The transcript has a single exon.